This is a messenger RNA of Colossoma macropomum (tambaqui), 1990 nucleotides long. Its product is annotated as B-cell receptor CD22-like. Lineage: Eukaryota; Metazoa; Chordata; Actinopteri; Characiformes; Serrasalmidae. The record is from RefSeq and is a predicted model, not a curated record. The transcript has 10 exons. The coding region runs from base 32 to 1492 and encodes 486 amino acids.
CAUCUGCAGCAGUGAAAGGCCUCGCCCAGUAAUGGAGAGAUCCAAACUCUUCUUAACUGUUUCAGUGCUGAGCUGCCUGAGUCAUGGCUGGGAGGUUCAGGUGCCACAAUCAGUUAAAGCUGUUAAGGGCAGCUGUGUGAUGAUAUCGUGCCGCACCAGCUCACACAGUCACGUGAUAUGGUACAAGUAUAAAGGUUUAGGGUACCCUGUAGUGUAUUCUAGAAACACUGCAGAUAUAAUAGCUGAGUUUAGAGGAAGAACAUCAGUGCCUGGAAGUCCCAGUCAGGGAGACUGCAGCUUAAAGAUCAACAGUGUCCGCCAGGAAGAUAAUGGGAUAAGCCUGUAUCCAUGGAUCUAUCCAGAGACAUCUAGCAACCAAUAUAAAUACAUCCAAAUAAAUGUCGUGAACCCUGAGAUUAGCAUUUCCGUAGAGAGCCCAUCAACGGAUGGAAAUUUAUUCUCUGCCACCUGCACAGUCCGACAUUCCUGUCCUUCGUUUCCUCAACCAGUGAAAUGGGAGGGUUUGUCUGACAUUUAUAACAAGGUGAUCAGCAACACACCCUCAGGAGGACUGUGGACUUCAGUGACACAAGCACAGUUCAGAGCAAACCGUCUAAACCACACGAGGACGCUUAGCUGCAUAUUCAACGGCAGAUCUGCGGCUCAUACGCUCAACAUCUUAUACGCCCCCACAGAUGUGAAAAUAGAUGGCGCAGAUAGAAGUGUGGUUGAAGGUGCUACGGUCUCACUCACAUGUACUAGUAAGAGCAACCCUGCACCAACUCACUACGAGUGGCUUGUCACCCAAAAGAUUUCCAUCAGGAACCAGACAGAACAGAAAAUUUUUAACCUUGGAUCUGUCAAACGAGACACGUCAGUCUCCUGCAUUGCCCGUAACUCCGCUGGAAGAGGUCAAUCAGAGCCAGUACUGCUGAUUGUCCAUUUUCCCCCCACCAUCCUGAUGAAUUCAUCAUGCUUUGUGUCGGCUGGAGGUGUCCGGUGUGUAUGUCAAGUGGAAGCAGAACCCAAAGCUAAAAUCUUCUGGAUGGUUGAUGGUAGCAGCGCUCCACUCCCACACUUCAAUACAACGACUCAAUACACAGGAAGAAUAACAGUGUCGGAGCUGACAGGACCGCCGGCCAGUAACGUGUCCUGUAAGGCGUCUAACAAUGUGGGGACAGACACUUACCAGAUGCCAAUCCAGAAUUCACUGUCAGAAGGAAACUCUGGAUCGAUGGUAGCUGCUGUAGUGGCUGUGGGGUGCAUCAUCCUAGGAAUUGCUGUGGUAGCUAUCUGCUUGAAGAAGAGACGCCAGCAACCAGCUGACUCCACCUACAGAUCACGUAGAGAUUCCAGUGGAAAGAAUAUCGUCGUGAAUCUUCAUGACAAUAUCUAUGCGAACAAUGCAGCUGGAGAAGACAUCUAUACUAACACCAUGGACACUCCACAGACAAACAAGGAUGACGGGUACGACAUCUACCAGAACUACUGAGACCUUCUGAGAUCGAGAGAUCUGCUCCUCAGCGCUGAACUUCAGUAGCCUUUAGCCUGCAAUUUUCUGCCUUUACUGGUGAAGAAUUCAAGACUUUGUGUUAAAGCUGAGCUUUCAUUUAACUCAACAGACUGCAAAUAUAAUGCACAUAAGAAGAAAGACUUCUUUGCCACUAUGUGUGGGCUGUGAAGGCCCGUAACUGUGUGGGUAACUUGUUCUAAUUUUUAGAAUGUUCUUUUAUAUAUAUAUAUAUAUAUAUACACACAAAAUUAUAGUUAAAUUAAAUAAAAAAUAACAUUUUCUUUGCUUUUUGGAUAUUUUAGGUUUUAUUUUAUAUAUUUUUCCCUAUUAUGUUAAUUAAAUAGAAAUUGUGCUCUAAAAUAUGCAGUCAAAUGCUAUAUUUAAGUUUGUUCCCAUGUACAUACAACUAUUAAUUUAAUAACGUUCCCACAACUGCAGCAGACAAGUUAUAAAUUAUGUGCUAUGAUUCCCUCAUAG